Salmo salar (Atlantic salmon) is the source of this 1294-nucleotide messenger RNA. The record is from RefSeq and is a predicted model, not a curated record. Lineage: Eukaryota; Metazoa; Chordata; Actinopteri; Salmoniformes; Salmonidae.
CAGAGAAGUCCGUAUCAACAACAGGAAGAGCCCCAGAGACAGGUGGAUCCAGUGAUUCUCUGUAUCAACAACAGGAAGAGCCCCAGAGACAGGUGGAUCCAGUGAUUCACUGUAUCAACGAUGGCAACUUCAAACAUUCAUGGUUUCUGUAAAGUGCUAGGAAGCACACUGCUGGGAUUCACCUCUGGAUUACCUGGAGGCUACCUGCUGUCCUCUACAGUGGAAGCAGGACUAGGUGACCUGUUUGGACCUCCACCAAAAGACGCUAUUGAGAAAGAAUCACAGUCCUUCAACAAGCUUAUCAUAUUUCUGACUAUGUGGAUAGGAUUUCUUCUAAUGGUUUUGAUCCCCAUAACAGUCUUACAACAGGUCGAAGCUAACUUUAGGAGAAUGAUGAGGGCUGGGGAGACUGAGCCGGACGCCAAGGAGGUGACUGUAGUUCUGAUCGGGACCACUGCAGUAUGUGGAGGUUUGGGACACCUCAUGGAAACUGCCGUUGGAAGACUGUCGGACAUCCAAGUUGUGUACAAAUAUACUGUAGAUACGUCUGUGACUUUAGCAUUUAUAGUAGCAGCACAUUAUGUUGCUGGAUGUGCAGUAGUUGUGUCUGCUCCAUUUGGUAUGGGACCAAUGAAACGGGGGGCAGUAGCAGCAGGAGGAGGGGCUAUAUUAAAAGUAAUACUAAACAAUCAGCCAGUAGUCGGGCAAUGGGGCACCUUGGGAGCUCUGCUGGGUCCUGCCGGUGCUGCUGGGAUGGCUCUGUCUGCUGGUCUAACAUGGAACGGGAGUACCUAUGGGGUAGCAGGGAGCAAUGGUACUUAUGGGUGGGCAGGAAGAGUGGGGACAACACUGGGGGCAUUGUGUGCAGCUUGGUUUGGGACAGGGGCUCUGGGUGUUGUCACUGCCUUCCUUCACAUGUGGUUCUCUUGCAUCUUCUCUGCCGCAAUACCAGUAGAGCUCCUCGUGUGGUGAAUCUCAGGUAGAAGAUAAACCCAACAUAACGUUUUCUUUUUGUAAUCGUUGUAUUUCAAUUCUAUCAGUAUAUCAGAUUACAUGUAGUCUAUGUAUGGGAAUACAGGCAGCCAUUUGUUCCUAGCUGACUCGGCUGGUUAAAUUAAGGUUAAAUCAUGUGCUAGAAAACAUUAUAAAUGGGCAAACAGGGAAUGCUGGUUUUUGUUUUAAUCUUAUUUUAAUAUUGUAUGCUUGGUUUGUGUUUGGUUGGUUUGUGUUUGGUUGGUUUGUGUUUGGUUGGUUUGUGUUUGGUUGGUUUGUGUUUGGUUGGUUUGUGUUUGGU